Molecule: messenger RNA, 1005 nt
Organism: Anneissia japonica
Lineage: Eukaryota; Metazoa; Echinodermata; Crinoidea; Comatulida; Comatulidae
Exons: 1
Coding region: 1-1005 (334 amino acids)
Source: RefSeq, a predicted model, not a curated record
AUGAAAAAUCUCAGACCAGUCAUAUUACUCAACACCAUCAGAAAAUGCAUGUCACUGAUUGUGCUAGAAAGAAUCCGCCACAAAAUUGACAGCUACCUACCAACAAGUAAAAGUGGAUUCCGACCUGGACGCAGCACAAGCGACGUAGUUAUGACUUAUAAAUGGAUGAUUGCCAAAGCAUCAAGAUACAAUCUUGAAUUCCACAUCACUGGGAUUGAUAUGAGUGCAUUCGAUACCAUUAACAGGGACACACUUUUACAAGUACUGAAUGGGAUUAUUAAUGAAGACGAACUUCGGAUAAUAAGAUUUUUGCUAAGCCAAACAGGGCUCAACUUAAACUUACGAAGGACUUUAGACAACGUAUAUUUUGACACGAAUACUGGAGUACCACAAGGGGACAGUCUUAGCCCAGUGCUCUUCACGGUGUACCUUGAACAUGCCUUAAGGGGAAUUAGGGGGAGAAGUAAUGAUCAUAUUCCAAAUGAGAUCUCGUAUGCGGAUGAUGUCGAUUUCAUCAGGCUAAACGAGAAGGCUAAUGUAGACCUUAUUGGAACUCACCUAAUUUCGUUUAAUCUCAAAGUAAACAAAGAUAAAACAGAAUACACAGUAAUUAAACGAGAAGAACUGGUCAAAGAGAACUGGAGACUAACAAAAAAGUUAGGGUCCCUUCUUGGAGACAAAGAAGAUAUCACCAGAAGGAAACAACUUGCUGUGAACGCAAUGAACAAAAAGACAGCACUCUGGAACAGAAAAGAAAAAAAUAGAUUAAAAACAAGACCGAGGUUGUACAACUCACUAGUGAAACCGGUGCUUUUAUACAAUAGUAAUACAUGGGCCUUAACAAAAGAUGAUGAACUAAAGCUAAACACUUUCCAUCGUAAGCAACUCCGAAAGAUUAUUGGACUGAAAUAUCCACAUAGAAUAUCAAAUAAACACCUUUAUGAUAGAUGUACGGCGAGACCCUUGUCACUAUAUAAUAAUAAUAAUAACAACUUUAUUUUAUAA